GUUCUGUGGUAACUGGAAUGUUAAACAUGUUAUCAUACAGCCAGAAUUCAUCUUGUAUUUACAGCUCUAUAUAGGUUCAUCUGAACCGUGGAAGAGUUUUUUUUUUUUCUGUAAAUUUCAGAAUACCCUUAUUUGGUUUGGUUAAACUUAAGCUUAAAUGUAGUCAGUAGCUAGCAUAGCUACCUGUGGGCAACGAGGCGGCUGCCGUUAGCAACGGGACGCGCAAGGCUCCACCGCCGGUUGCUUAACACGACGACUAGUUAAAGAAAACCAGAGAUCACGUUGGAUCUUUUGGUUAGAAGAGCCUUCUCCACGUCACCUCAAUGAGAUUAAAGACAUCACUCCAAAAGGAGCCCAAACACAAAGAGCUGGUCUGCUGUGUUGGCUGGACCACAGCUGAUGAGCUUUACUCCUGCAGUGAUGACCACCAGAUCUUUAAGUGGAACUUGCUGAACAAUGAGACGACGCUAGUGGUGCAGUUGCAGGAUGACAUCUACCCUAUUGAUCUUCACUGGUUCCCCAAAACUGUGGGGGGGAAGAAACAGAGCCUUGCGGAGAUCUUUGUGCUCACCAGCUCAGAUGGUAAGUUCCACCUGGCCUCCAAGACGGGGCGCAUAGAGAAGAGCGUGGAGGCCCAUCGGGGUGCUGUCUUGGCUGGUCGCUGGAACUAUGACGGGACAUCGCUCAUCACAGCUGGUGAGGAUGGCCAGAUAAAGAUUUGGUCAAAGAGCGGCAUGCUGAGGUCUACUCUGGCGCAACAAGGGUCGCCUGUGUACUCUGUGGCCUGGGGACCCGAUUCCGACAGGAUCCUCUAUACGUCAGGGAAACAGCUCAUCAUCAAACCCCUUCAGCCAAGCUCCAAAGCUCUUCAGUGGAAGGCUCACGAUGGAAUUGUUCUGAAAGUCGACUGGAACUCUGUCAAUGACCUUAUACUGUCGGGUGGUGAGGACUGUAAAUACAAGGUGUGGGACAGCUAUGGGCGCCAGCUGUACUCCUCAGCCCUGCAUGACUAUCCCAUCACUUCCGUGGCUUGGGCGCCCGAUGGAGAGGUGUUCGCCAUGGGGUCCUUCAACACCCUACGCCUUUGCGACAAGACCGGCUGGUCCUACGCCCUGGAGAAGCCCAACACGGGCAGCAUAUUCAGCCUGGCGUGGUCGGCGGACGGGACGCAGCUGGCCGGCGCCUGUGGGAACGGACACGUCAUCUUCGCGCACGUGGUGGAGCAGCGCUGGGCAUGGAAGAGCUUCGAGAUCACACUGACCAAAAGAAGGUCCAUGCAGGUGCGAAACGUCACGAACGAUGCUGUUGAUGUCCUCGAGUUUCGAGACCCCAUCAUCAAGGCCUCACUGUCCCACAGUCACCUGGUGGUCACCACCUCCCUUCAGUGCUACGUCUAUAGCGUGAAGAACUGGAACACGCCACUCAUUUUUGACCUGAAGGAAGGGACAGUGAGCCUGAUACUGCAGGCAGAGAGGCACUUCCUGUUGGUGGACGGUGCGGGCAUCUACGUCUUCUCUUACGAAGGGCGGCUUGUGUCCUCACCCAAGGUGCCGGGUAUGCGGACAGACAUCCUAAAUGCGCAAGCCAUCUCUCUCAGCAACGACACCGUAGCCAUCCGAGGCAAGACGGACGAGAAAGUCAUUUUCCUGUUUGAUGCUUUAACUGGGAAGCCCUUGGCAGAUGGCAAGCCCUUGACCCACAAGCUGGAGGUAAUGGAGAUCGCCCUGGACCAGUGUGGGGUGGCAGCCGAUAGGAAGAUCGCUCUGAUUGACAAGAAUCGGGACCUUUACCUGACCUCCGUCCGCCGCUUCAGCCGUGAGCCCAUUAUCAGCAAGAUUGGCACCAUGGUCCACACGAUGGCCUGGAAUGACUCGGCUAACAUCCUGUGCGCAAUCCAGGAUUCCCAGUUCACCGUGUGGUACUACCCCAACGCUGUCUUCGUAGACCAGGAGCUGCUACCCAAAACUCUUUUCUCAAAAGAUGCCAGCGAGUUCAGUCGGACGCCCCAGAUCCUGAACUAUGUGGGCACCCUGGUGACAAUCCGACGAGCAGACGGCUCCCUUGUCUAUAGCAGCGUGUCGCCCUACCCAGCCAUGUUGCACGAGCACACGGGCGCCUCACGUUGGAACGACGCUCUGCGGCUCUGCCGCUUUGCCAAGGCUUCCGAGCCGGAGGACCAGACACUGUGGGCCAGUCUGGCCGCAAUGGCUAUGGCCAGCAAGGAGUUGACUGCUGCUGAAGUGGCGUACGCUGCCAUCGGAGAGGUGGACAAAGUCCAGUACAUCAACUACAUCAAGGAGCUUCCCUCAAAGGAGUCCUCGCUGGCGCACAUCCUGCUGUUCAGUGGCCAUGUGCAGGAGGCAGAAACGAUGCUGCUACAGGCCGGUCUCAUCUACCAGGCCAUCCAGAUCCACAUAAACCUGUAUAACUGGGAUAGGGCUCUGGAGCUGGCAGUGAAACACAAGACACACGUGGACACUGUGCUUGCACACAGACAGAAGUACCUGCAGGACUUCAGCAAGAAAGAGACCAACAAGAGGUUCCUGCAGUAUUCUGAGGGGGUGGAGGUGGACUGGGAGAAGAUCCAGGCGAAGGUGGAGAUGGAGCUGGCCAAGGAGAGGGAGCGAGCAGCCGGCGCAUCGGUGUAGAGCCACAUGGCGCCUCUCCAGCGGACUUUGCCACCCCCCCCCUUCGUUGAGCCAGUGCUUUUUCAACCCUCGGCAUUAUGGGCACUCUUUACAAGGCCCACGUUAUGGGGCCAGCUGUGACCCAGGUACGGCGCUGUGCGUGCCAGAGACAGCAUGGGGCCGUCUGUGGAGGCAGUGACCGUCAGUGAAUAGGGCACCCUGUUUGUUCCUCUUUAUAGCCUGGCUAGCGGAGCGAAGCUCAGCCGAGCACGUCUGCUCUUCCUCUCAGACAUUCAGUCUGGUGCGGGGAACAUGUGAACGCGGUAUGUUCUCAGCCCAUUAUUUAUGUAUGCACCACUGAAAGGGCCUCUUUUAGCACAGAUUUCCAGUAUAAUUGAAUAUUUGAGAAAAGCUUUAUAUGAAAAUGCAUAACGUACAGGUUGAAUAAUCAACAGUAACAUGAUUAGUCACUAUAAUGAAUGUCUGAUGUCCUUUGCUGUGUAAGGCUCCUGUACAAGUGUCCCAGCAGCACUCCUCAUUAUUCUUACUGUUACGACAUUAAGCUCUUGUGCUGUGUACGUUCUCUAUUCAUACCAGAGGAAUGUAAAUUACUGUGUUAAUCCUUCUGGAGCCACUCUCUCUAGUUCUGUAUUUUGUAUGAAGUGCUUUCUUG
Messenger RNA from Scleropages formosus (Asian bonytongue), 3300 nucleotides. It is a transcript of the gene ift80, whose product is annotated as intraflagellar transport 80 homolog (Chlamydomonas). Gene Ontology annotation, biological process: cilium assembly. Gene Ontology annotation, molecular function: protein binding. Bases 324 to 2648 code for a protein of 774 amino acids. The record is from RefSeq and is a predicted model, not a curated record. Gene Ontology annotation, cellular component: intraciliary transport particle B; centrosome; cilium. Lineage: Eukaryota; Metazoa; Chordata; Actinopteri; Osteoglossiformes; Osteoglossidae. The transcript has 21 exons.